CGAAAGCCCGAAACAGAACAAAAGCAGAGCCUCCUCCAACUAGAACACAUCAAGCCAAGCAAAGGCGCACCCAUAUAUGAAAACAAAAAGAAAAUGAUUGUUACCUUUCUCCUACUCCUGCUCUCCUCCCUUGUCCCGGGGCCGGCGCUCGCGCUGCCGCCGCGCCCGCCGGUGCGCUGCGGCGAUGGCGGCGCGGGCUGCGUGCUCUCGAACGCCUACGGCGCGUGGUCCAGCGACCGCGCCGACUGCCCCGUGUCCGCCGUCGCGUACCCAGCGUCCGAGCAGGACGUGGUCGCGGCCGUUGCGCGCGCCAGCGCCAACAGCGCCCGCGUCAAGGUCGUCAGCGGCUUCGCGCACACCAUCCCGAAGCUGGCCUGCCCCGGCGGCGGCGGCGGCGGGAACGGCACCCUGCUCAUCAGCACGGCGAGGCUGGCCGGCGUCGAAGUGGAUGCGGCGGGGCGGACGGUUACCGCGGACGCCGGCGCGCCGCUGCGGGCCGUCAUCGACGCGGCGGAGGCGCGCGAGCUGAGCCUGACGGCGGCGCCAUACUGGGAUGGCGUGAGCAUCGCGGGGCUGGUGAGCACGGGGUCCCACGGCAGCUCGUGGUGGGGCCGCGGCGGUGCCGUGCACGAUUACGUGGUGGGGCUCAGGCUCGUCGUGCCCGCCGGGGAGGCUGACGGCUGGGCCAGGGUCCUGGAGCUGCAGAAAGGCGACGAUCUCUUCCCCGCUGCUCUCGUCUCCCUUGGCCUGCUUGGGGUCGUCUCUAAGAUCACGCUGUCACUGGAGCCGAGGUUCAAGAGGAGCAUCACCUACGACUACAGGGACGACUCCACCUUCCAGGACGACUUCGCCGCCCACGCGGCGCGCCACGAGUUCGCCGACAUCGCCUGGUACCCGUCCCAGCACACGGCUGUGUACCGUGUCGACGACCGCGCUCCACUCAACGCGUCCGGCGACGGCGGCAACGACUUCAUCGGCUUCCAGUCCACGUCCAUCGUGGUCUCCGCCGGGAUCAGAGCCCUGGAGACAUCACUGGAGCGGUCCAAGAAUGUCAGGGGCAAGUGCACGAUGGCGGCGGCGGAGAUCGCGGCGAAGCGGCUGGUCGGCAACGGGCUGAAGAACAACGCCUUGCUUUUCUCGGGCUACCCCGUCGUGGGUUUCCAGGGAAAGAUGCAGACGUCGGGUUCUUGCUCGCGCUCGCCGGCGGCCGAUCUGCUCAGCGCGUGCGCGUGGGACCCCAGGUUCCACGGCCUGUUCUUCUACGAGAGCACAGCGUUCUUCUCGCCGGCAAGGUUCCGGGACUUCAUUCUCGACGUCAAGCGCCUGCGCGACCUGGCCGGGCCGGAUAAGCUCUGCGGCGUGGACGUCUACAACGGUAUCCUGGUCCGGUUCGUGAGGGCUUCGGCGGCAUACCUCGGCCAGCACGAGGACUCCGUGGUGGUGGACUUCAACUACUACCGCGCGUCCAACCCGGCGACGCCGCGGCUGAGCCAGGACGUGUGGGAGGAGGUGGAGCAGCUGGCGUUCGUCAAGCACGGCGCGAGGCCGCACUGGGCCAAGAACCGGAUGGUGGCGUUCGCCGGUGUGCAGGGGAAGUACCCGCGGUGGGGUGCGUUCGCCAGGGCGAAGCGGCAGCUGGACCCGCGGGGGCUGUUCGACAGCCUGUGGUCUGACGAGGUCGUCGGCGGGGUGGAGCUGAGCAAGGGCGACGGGUGCGCACUCGACGGCCGGUGCGUGUGCUCGGAGGACAGGCAUUGCAGCCCCAGCCAGGGGUACUACUGCAGGCCGGGGCUUGUGUUUACAGAGGCCAGGGUCUGCAGGGACUUGGUGUCGCAAGAUCUCUGAAACUUUGCCAACGCUGAAGCUGUGGGCCGUGCGGAUAAUAGAUCUCUGUAUUCAAGUGCUACGAGGUAUACAUCAUGUUGGAAUUUAUGGGGUUUUCCGGUUGAAAUUAGAGUUUGAAAUGAAAUCA
Molecule: messenger RNA, 1972 nt
Organism: Phragmites australis (common reed)
Lineage: Eukaryota; Viridiplantae; Streptophyta; Magnoliopsida; Poales; Poaceae
Product: L-gulonolactone oxidase 3-like
Exons: 2
Coding region: 94-1845 (583 amino acids)
Cellular component (GO): membrane
Molecular function (GO): FAD binding; D-arabinono-1,4-lactone oxidase activity
Source: RefSeq, a predicted model, not a curated record